Molecule: messenger RNA, 1393 nt
Organism: Linepithema humile (Argentine ant)
Lineage: Eukaryota; Metazoa; Arthropoda; Insecta; Hymenoptera; Formicidae
Source: RefSeq, a predicted model, not a curated record
UGGCUAAUUUGCGCGAAUCUAAGCGCGCGGCGAGAAGAGACAGCCCACUGUUACGUGGUCGCUAGGACGCAAGAAUCUAGCCUUACGCACCGCUGGAAUGCCGUUGACAUUUGUAGAACGCUCCUUCCAACGCUUCAUCGCGCGCCUAGUAAUCAAAUAACAGUGGGCUGUACCGCCACGGGUCUCUUCUCCGCCGCGCGCUUAAACUCGCGCAAAUUGGUAGAUAUUUUUUAACUAAUUCCUCAUUAAUUAUUGUGAAAAUCGCAAAAUGGUAGAGGACUCUUCUACUCGUGAGAAGUGUUGAGAACUGUCAAGUGUUUACUAUCGUCUCAUGACGCAUUGCACCGUCCCUGCCUGUCCAUUGUAUCGGAUUCUUUACAUAUAUCUCAAUUUGAUAAAAAAAAUGGUGACCAAAGCGAUGGAGCUCGAAAUGCCUAUGCUUCAAGAAGUGUUGGAGGACAGUUGUGGAAGUGAAGAUUUUUUGGAAGAGUUAUUGUGUAAAUUUCGGCAGUGGCUAAAACAGCAAAUUCAUCUUCCUCAAGAUAUCUCUGAUCAACGAUUAAAAUUUUUCAUUUCUACUGUAAAAUUUGAUUUCGAAAAAGCUAAAAAAAACUUAGAUGCGCUUUACACGCUUCACAAUCUUCUUCCAGAAUUUUAUGACAAUUUCGAUCCUCUUAGCGAAGAUAUAAAACUAUCCAACAUAUGCAAUCAGUUCAUCCCUUUGCCAAAGUUAACGCCAGAUAAAUAUAGAGUACAUAUAGCCCGGCCAAUAGAUGGCUCUAAAUUUGAUAUUUUGGCACUUAUGAGGUAUGGCUUGAUGAUAAUAGAAGAGCGCAUAGAAGAAGAUAUAGUUACUAACAACAUUAUAAUUUGCGACUCUACUGGUGUAAAUAUGAAUCAUGUGAUACAAUAUACGCCAAGUCUAAUAAAAAAAAUUGACAUUUGUAUGACGGCAUACGGUUUAAGAAUAAAAGCGGUUCAUAUAAUCAAUGCACCACCAUUUGUUGAUAUAAUCAUGAAAAUGGCUAAACCAAUAUUGAAAGCAAAACUUUUCAAUAGAAUACACGUUCAUACCUCAGGAAUAGAAUCAUUGUAUAAAACAAUACCAAAAUCUAUUCUGCCACUGGAUUACGGCGGAGAACAACCGUCAAUGGAUACUUUAACAGAUAUGUGGCAUGCGAAACUAGUCGAACGGAGGGAUUGGUGUUUAAAAGAAGGAAAACGUAAAGCCAAUGAAUCUCUUCGAACAAAUUCUAUAAUAAAUCCGGACGAUUUGUUCGGAAUUCCAGGAACAUUUAGACAACUACAAUUUGAUUGAUAUGAAUUUUUUAUACUAAAUGAACAGACAAAGUUUAAUUCUUUAAUAUGAUUGUGUAUUCUAUCUGUUUAUUGA